AUACAUACAAGAAGGCACGCCUUGCCGACCCUCGGUGCCUGACUCACAAUACCACAAAUUAUUGCAACCUAUUGCACCAUAUUAGACCACACACUUACUUGCACUUAUAACAACUGUCAAGAUGGUCUCAACAACGUUUUCUUCCCCUUUCCACCAACCAACCUCACCAUCCCCGCAAAACAAAAUGUCCAUCUCUCAGACUUACAUGAUGGCCCACAAGGCACGGGCAAAGCUCUCACGAGAGGCUGCCCAGCCCGACCACAAUCUCAGGCUCCUCGUUGGCCAUGCCAACCUCCUAGACUCUCUCAUGCUCGACCUUGCUGAUGCCGAACGGGAACAAGAAAGCUGGUUCAACCAGUCGGUUCGAGGUGCAUCUUCAAAGAGCGACGAGAGACACAUACAGUGGGCCGAUGCUAUCCCAGAACACACUGAGGAGGAUUGGGAAGCCGACUCUUCAGACUCCGACAGCGACGGCGAGGACUACGAGGACGACAUCGAGAUGGCAGAUGCAGUACCCCUACGAAGGAUACCAUCAAACACUAUUGUGCCCCCCUCACCACAACUAGAAGUCAUGGACGAGGAUGACUUCGAGGAGGACGACGAGGAAGAAGACUACGCACAUCUUUCUCUCACACGAUCACCUUCCCACUCUGCAAUCCCCACCUUCUCAGACAAGCCGAGAGAAACAUCAGUGACAACAUCAGAAUACUACGACGAUUCAAGACAAGACGAAGAUGACAACAAGGCCGACUUCUACAGCCAGGGGUUCUACCUCCCGCCAAGGAAUCCCGCACGGUUGAUAUCAGCGAUAUCAGUCUAUUAGGAAACAUUUCCACUCUUGUCAUUUUCAUUGGGUCACGAGGAUUCAUGAGAAGUCUUGUCUCAUUUCUCUCUGCAUCUGGGCGGCGUUACAAAAUACCACUAUAGCGACAUU
Messenger RNA from Truncatella angustata, 934 nucleotides. RefSeq lists its product as uncharacterized. Bases 122 to 823 code for a protein of 233 amino acids. The record is from RefSeq and is a predicted model, not a curated record. Lineage: Eukaryota; Fungi; Ascomycota; Sordariomycetes; Amphisphaeriales; Sporocadaceae. The transcript has 2 exons.